AUGACCGACGCGGAACCCACACUCGCCGCCACUUUGGCAACCGAUGCUCCUGCCAGCAAACAAACCGUUGAUCCCUAUAAUGUCGCUGGAGAAAUUGGCGCAGACGGAAUCGCGAAGGCUAUCAAUUACUUGACUUUGAUCGAUGAAUUUGGUACCAAGAAGAUUGAGGAGGCAGAUUUAAAAAGAUUUGAAGAAGUGACCGGUCAUAAACCCCAUCGAUUCAUGAGGAGGGGUAUUGUGUUUAGUCAUCGCGAUUUAAACCUUAUGCUAGAUCGUCAUGAGAAGGGAGAGCCAUUUUUCUUGUAUACGGGACGGGGUCCAAGUAGUGAUAGUAUGCAUAUUGGACAUACUGUUCCUUUUGAGUUUACCAAAUGGUUACAAGAUGUCUUCGAUGUCCCAUUGAUCAUCAUGCUUACGGAUGAUGAGAAGUAUAUCUUUUCAGAAAAACGUACAAUUGAGGAAGUUCAAAGCUACACCAAUAGUAAUGCGAAAGAUAUCAUUGCCGUCGGAUUCGACCCUAAAAAGACAUUUAUGUUUAGCGAUUAUGAUUACAUGGGAGGAGCAUUCUACAAAAACGUUACUCGAAUCUCCAAGCACGUUACAUUGAAUGUUGCACGAGCUGUUUUUGGUUUCAAUGAAAGUUCAUGCAUAGGCAAAAUCCAUUUCGGAGCUGUCCAAGGUGCAACGUCGUUCGCCAACUCCUUCCCUCAUAUCUUCGGCACAGACGAAUCUAAAACCACUCAAAUUCCCUCCCUAAUUCCAUGUGCAAUUGAUCAAGAUCCAUAUUUCCGUAUGACACGCGACGUAGCCGCACGUCUUCAUUUCGCCAAACCAGCUCUCAUACACGCUCGUUUCCUCGACGCUCUUCAAGGCCCUGGUUCUAAAAUGAGCGCAUCAGUUGAUACAUCUGCAAUCUUCAUGUACGAUGAACCAAACAAGAUUAAAAAUAAAAUCAACAAAUAUGCAUUUAGUGGUGGGCAAGUUACCGAGCAAGAACAAAGAGAAAAAGGAGGUGACACGGAAAAGGAUGUCGCAUAUCAAUAUUUAACAUUUUUCUUAGAAGACGACGAGGAAUUAGAAAGUAUUAAGAAGGCAUAUAGAUCGGGAGAAUUGCUGACGGGAGAAUUAAAAGCAAGAUGUAUUAAAGAAUUACAAAUAUAUGUAAAGGAAUUUCAAGAGAGAAGAGCAAAGGUUACAGAUGAGAUUGUAGCGGAUUUUUUUGCAAAGAAAGAUUUAAUUUGGGGUGGAAACCCAAAUGCUAGGAAUGUUACUCCUGCUGCUGGAACAACUGGAGAAGGAAGUGCAGAGGGAAGUGGAGAGGGUACGGGGAAGUUGACGAAGAAUCAAGAGAAGAAAUUGGCUAAGUUGAAGGCAAUUGAGGAGAAAAAAAAGGCGGCUGCUGCUGAGGCGGCUGCUAAAGCUGCUGGUGGUGCAUAG
Molecule: messenger RNA, 1437 nt
Organism: Sclerotinia sclerotiorum 1980 UF-70
Lineage: Eukaryota; Fungi; Ascomycota; Leotiomycetes; Helotiales; Sclerotiniaceae
Exons: 3
Coding region: 1-1437 (478 amino acids)
Biological process (GO): tryptophanyl-tRNA aminoacylation
Cellular component (GO): cytoplasm
Molecular function (GO): ATP binding; tryptophan-tRNA ligase activity
Source: RefSeq, a predicted model, not a curated record